Messenger RNA from Drosophila gunungcola (fruit fly), 2260 nucleotides. RefSeq names its product mediator of RNA polymerase II transcription subunit 29 (gene inaF-D). The transcript is spliced from 2 exons. Bases 173 to 1264 code for a protein of 363 amino acids. The record is from RefSeq and is a predicted model, not a curated record. NCBI's taxonomy places the organism in Eukaryota, Metazoa, Arthropoda, Insecta, Diptera, Drosophilidae.
AAGAAGGUGACAAGCUAGAAAUCCCCAAGAACUUUGCAUUUAUAAUAUAAAUACUAGACUUAACGGGACACUGCCAAAAACAAAAAGGAAAGCAACCAAAAUCAAGAAGAGGCAUCUCUGAACAUAUCGAAACAAUCAAAAUACAGUUAUCGAAACCAAGAUCGAAUCAAAAAUGAACUCGAAACACAGUUCCCUGGAGGAGAAAGUGAAACUGCCGCCCACGGAGACAAUAAGCCGCUGCUACCAGCCGCAGCAAAGCAACCGCAAGGUCAUACGCAUCCUGACCGUCGCCGUCUAUGUCCUUUGCGUUUCGCUGGCGGCCAUCAUGCUCUCGCUGUACUACAUCUUCAUCUGGGACCCCACCAUCCGCCCCUUUGUCACCAAGGCCACGCAUUGCGAUAAAAUUGUGAUACCCGAAAAAAUAGCCAUUCGCCUACUAAACUCAUCGGAAGUGACCGCGGAGCAGUUCUACAAGCACAUCCUCGAGCAGUACCGCAUCCUCAGCCACAUGCAACAGCAACGCCAGCAGAUCCUUCAGCGGCAACAUCUCCAACUGCAGCAACUGGAGGCGAACAAUCGCUUCCAGGAGGUCUUUGCCACGGCCACCAUAAUCCAGGCACAUCCGCAUCCCCAUCCGCAUCCCAGGGAGCCGCCGAAGAAGCCGCUCUUGGGUCCGUAUACCUCGCUAUCCGGAAAUAUGAGUCACGUGGCGAUGGGUGGCGAUCAGAUGCCGGGCAACUUGGAAACGGAUCCGGAGGCUCAUAUGCCCCUACUUUUGGACACCUCGCCGCCGGCCGAAGUCACCGGGAUGGGCCACUCGAAGCGCAAGACACAUCGUGGUCACUACAAACACCAUAGGGCUCGAACCGCUGGCCAAAAGAAGCUGUCGAUGGGCAACUCCAUUGGCAGUGCCAUGGCCAGUUCCACGCCGAGCACCACCAGCGGUGGAGAUACAUCUUUGACGGCCACUGCGGCCACUUUGCCACAUGGCUACAUGGACACACCACUGAAUCCGGCUGCCGGGACGAUUGUACAGCCACCACAGCUGCAGCUAUACACCUCGAUGCCCAUUCCGUUGAUCCUGAGUCCCAGCGAUGAGAAGCGUCCGUCGCACCACGCCCACGGACAUGGGCAUGGCGAGAGGCGGGGCGGCGGAACGCAAUCCGGCGGACGGCGAAGGACAACGACGGCCUCGGUUUCCGGCUACGAGGCACAGACCUACCUCAAUCCGUUCCUCACCGGCGAGCUGAUCUUCGAGAAGUAAGGGACAUAAACCAUAUGGAUAGGCCGGAAUUUUUUUUUUUUGCUAAGGCGUAUAGAGGGAUACACUACAGCCAAGAUCGGAAAUGGAGAUUAGCUCACAGAAAUGGUAACCCCCCAUACCUGAUCAUACCUAUAUCAAUGGAGAACUGUUUAGAAAAAAGGGCAGCACUACUCACAAUAAUUCAGUUUAGCUCAGUACUGGCAUAAGCUAUAUUCAUCAGUUAGCUUAACUUAUAUAUAUUCAAUAAACUUGGUCAAUGAUAUUUUAAAAUCAAACGCGAUAUUAAACGUUUCAUAUUGAAAUUUUGAAAUUUUGUUUUUGCAAUUUAACCAGAUAGAAGAUUUAUAGAAAUAAAUUGGAAACAAUACUUUGAUUAAUCGCUUGUUCUAUGUAGUGGUUUUAGAUAGCCAAGCCAAGUAGAUCUGAUGUAUAACUAAUUUCAGCUACAGUAAAAAAAGACUUGACUUACGUACGUACUGAGCUAUAAAUUGGUCUAUAUAUACAGAGCCCGGCCCGGCCACAUAUAGAGGUUAAUAAACGUUAUGUACUACAAAUGGAUAGUUGAAACCAUAGCUAAACGAUAGUCGAUGUACCAACCACACACAACCACUCAACUAAACUAAAAACACACUCGAAAGGAACACACGCAUAAUACGGGACCCACUUCAGUAGAAACUCACUCGAAUAUCAGCGAUCAGCGAUCACGGAUCACGGAUCACAAAUCACGGAUCACGGAUCACACAGGCGGCUCACCUCACCAAAGCUCAGCAGCAAACUCACCCCACCUAGAACACUGCUUCCAGGCAGCUAGCGAACGCUACACCAACUACAAUAAUUAGCCAACCCUAGAGUAAUCAGUUUACCAUUAAUCAAUUACCAAUUACCAGUAACCAAUUACCAAUUACCAAUUACCAGUAACCAGUAACCCAUCCAAGAAGUAUACCCCCAAUAACGGGGAAGCGGAUAAAUGUCACUAUAAUUCAGCAUCAGAACGAA